CAAUACACUUCAUUGUCACACUUUAUUUAAACAUAUCUUUGCUGCAACAUCUCAAGCCACUUUGUCGAUUGAGAUUGAAAAGCAAGAGUUUGUGGCUCAGGGCAGUCCUGGAAAUCGCUUAAAAGGUUACAUAAAGGGGUUGUACCAAAUGCUCCAACGUGGCGUAGAAGAAGAUAGAUGUGAAGGGAUCAUGCACUUUCACGGAGCUGGUUGAAGCAAAAAUAUGCAUUAAAUUAGUUUUUUUCGCGCGCGUUACACGCAGCCAAACAUUUUAAACCCUCUCAUUUGAAGACAGCGGCUGUAAAAUAACGUUAUCGAAUUGCAUUAACCCGGAACUGCUUCACCAAAUGUGAAGAGGUCGUUUCCAGCAGAGAGGAAGCGAAGUGAUCGAACAGCUCUGUGCUUUGGUGGAGUGCUUCACGCAGCAAGCGAUCGCGGACGGGAACACGACCCGCAGCAUUAUGUGUGCGGCGACACUUGUCAGAGCGCUGUCUAAAUGGCUGUGCCCUUCAGAUCUCUAACGGGACUGACACGCGUGAAUUUUCCGCAAUGCCGAAUGCGACACAGAGACGGGUUUGAUCGCUGCUUGCCGAGUUUAUUUCCUGACCCAGAGAAGGUUUUGCAAACCCGGGGACGGAGGUUGGCUUCCACCGUGAACUCUCCCUGGAAGCGGCGCGACCAGGUUCAGCUGAUGAUGGGAACAGAAGCUGCUCGGAAACGCGUUUGCUCCAGAACUGAGGCUGUUGAACUUCACAGUAAAAGUCCGGCUAUUACCAGGAUUUCAGUGGAGGGCAAUAUUGCUGUCGGUAAAUCCACAUUUGCUGAACUGUUGGAGCAGGUAGCCAGUAAGCAAUGGGAAAUUAUUCGGGAGCCCAUAACCAAAUGGUGCAACAUUCCAACUUCCAGCUGCAGUGAGGAGUUGUCUUCCACACAAAAUACUGCUGGUAACCUACUUCAGAUGCUGUAUCAGGAUCCCCACCGUUGGUCCUAUACCUUUCAGUCAUACUCCUGUAUGAGCCGAAUCAAGGCCCAUUUGGCACCAGUAUCUCCCAGACUACUAAAUGCAGAACAACCAGUGCAGAUAUUUGAAAGAUCAGUCUACAGUGAUAGGUAUGUAUUUGCAUCCAAUUUAUAUGAAAUUGGUUGGUUGAAUGACAUUGAAUGGACCGUCUACCAGGACUGGCACACUUAUCUUCUCAAUCAAUUUGGUAGUCGAAUAGCUUUGGAAGGAAUUAUCUAUCUUCAAGCAUCCCCUGAAAAGUGUUUGGAACGAUUACACCGAAGGGGUAGAGAUGAAGAAAAGGAAAUUCAACUGGAGUACCUGAAACAGCUCCAUUCACAACAUGAAAACUGGCUUGUGAAACGCUGUACAGAACUGCACUUUGAACAUCUGAGGAACAUUCCAGUGUUGGUGUUGGAUGUCAAUGAGGAUUUUGAGGAUGAUAAAACAAGACGAGAAAAGCUGUUCGAAGAAGUGAAGAAGUUUGUGAACAGUCUGAAGUUGGAAAAAUGAAACACCCUUGUCAUAUUAAGAAAUUCCUUGAGUAGGAAUGAUGUAGAGUGAGAGAAGACUUGGUGAUUGGGAUAUUCUUUUAAGUGUUAGUGCAUUGCUCACUUCAAGCUCUCUUCCUUAUUUAAAUAGGAUUUAAAUGCCAGUUACUUAGCAUGAGUUAUGCAGAAAUUUAACUCUUUAUCAUGUUGACAUAUUUUCUACAGAAACAUUGCACAGUAUUCUUAUGAUGACAAAAUCGAUUGGAAACCACAAUUGAUCUGGUCUCUUCGAACUUAAUAUUUCAUACUUCUGUCAGUUCAUCCUAUUCAAUUUUGUUUAUUUUUACUAUAAACCAUCACAACUAACCCAGGAUAAAAGCUCAUUUUUAACUUUUGCUGCUGAUUCUUAGUUUUCGGCUGAGGAUUGUGCAUCAUUUUAAUUUACUCAAUAAAAAUGCAUGGUGAAUCACUUAGAAGUAACUUUUUAGUGCCGUAUACUCAAGUAAUAGUCAAUCUCGUGUGAAAAUUUGGUCCCGAACAUUUGGCCAAAAAAAUCUUCGUUUUUCAUUUUCCUUGUAAAAAGUCAACUACCAGUUUUCCAAAGACAUUCUACUCAGAUUCUGCUUAUUUUUUCUACUGUGCACUAAGAGUAAUGGAACACAGGCCAGUAUAUGAAGCAGCAGUUUUGUGGUCUACCUGAAUUAGUGCUUGAUUAAAGUAGAGUGCAAUUUCUCCACUGAGGUGCUUUGCAAGUUUUAGUUUAAUUUCUCUUAGAAAUGGCAGAAGUAAGAUUGGGGAAAAAAAAAACUCCAGAAUCAGUGUCAAUAGCAUGUGUGAGC
Messenger RNA from Rhincodon typus (whale shark), 2330 nucleotides. Its product is annotated as deoxycytidine kinase 2-like. Gene Ontology annotation, molecular function: deoxynucleoside kinase activity. The transcript has 7 exons. Gene Ontology annotation, cellular component: mitochondrion; cytoplasm. The coding region runs from base 497 to 1513 and encodes 338 amino acids. The record is from RefSeq and is a predicted model, not a curated record. NCBI's taxonomy places the organism in Eukaryota, Metazoa, Chordata, Chondrichthyes, Orectolobiformes, Rhincodontidae.